AGAAGAUAGUUCACUCCAAUCUACUUCCGCGUUGGUCCAAAUGCAGCUCUACAAGUACAUGUUUACCUUUCACUUGAAAAAUGCGUUACUGAAAGAUUUGCAUUAUACUUAGUUACAACAGUUAACUUUUUAAAAGCUUGUUAAAAGCCUCCCCCUGGUCUAACGUAGUUCAUAUUAAGCCGUUGCAUUGCUGGGGAACUCAAAGUACAGUUAAUUGUCCAUUUCCAGUCAAAGAUCUGAUGCCUUCAUAAAACUGAGGUGCGGCAACUACUUCUAUUUUCUUCACCACGAUCAACUAAUUAAAAAUGUCUGGCAAUCCUGCUGUGGUUAUGCGGCUGGUGGCGUCCGCCUACUCAGUCGCUGAAAAGGCCGGGGCCAUAGUAAGGAAGGUGCUUCACAGUGGAGAGCUUGGCAUUGUUGAAAAGACAGGAGCCAACGAUCUGCAGACGCUCGCGGACCGACUUGCACAGAAAAGCAUCUGUGCUUCACUGUCCAGACGUUUCCCCAAGGUCGCCAUCAUUGGAGAGGAGGAUCUUCCAUGUGAGGAGGUCCAGGAGGACAUGCUUGAGAAUGGCCAGGCAGAGGAAAUCCUUCAGAAGAGCUGUCCAAAAGAGUAUGAAGCACUAAAAGAAGAAGAGCUAGUUGUUUGGGUUGAUCCCCUUGAUGGCACCAAAGAAUACACUGAAGCCUCAAGUUGUCUCCAUCUACAAGCUGUUGACCAGAAACCACACAAAGAGUUGGACAAGACUCACAGCACAGCUAUCCGGCUACUGGACAACGUGACAGUUCUCAUUGGCAUUGCAUAUGGAGGCAGAGCAAUUGCAGGCGUCAUCAACCAGCCAUUCUACAAUUACCAGCUUGGAUCAGGAGCUGSUUUGGGGAGAACAAUAUGGGGAGUUCUCGGAUUGGGCGCCUUCGGGUUCCAGUUGCAGGAAGUUCCAGCCGAUAAGCGAAUUGUCACCACCACCCGUUCCCAUAGCAACAAGACGGUAACGGACUGCGUGAACGCCAUGGAGCCUCACGACGUUAUAAGAGUCGGAGGUGCUGGAAACAAGAUAAUCCAGCUAAUUGAAGGGAAAGCAUCUGCUUAUGUGUUUGCCAGUGCAGGCUGCAAGAAAUGGGAUACAUGUGGUCCCGAGGCAAUCCUGCAUGCCGUCGGAGGAAAGCUGACUGACAUGUUUGGGAAUCCUUACCAUUAUAACGCAGAGAUAAAGCACAUGAACUCUGCUGGGGUUCUCGCUACACUACGCAACCAUGAUUACUACGUCAGCAGAGUUCCACAGUCUGUGCUGCAAGCGCUGAAGUCAGAUUGAGUUCGGUCACGAUGUGCCUCUGGUGUAGAGAUGGUCUUGGUCUUUCUUUGUGUAUUAAAUUGCUAUGACACUGUUUA
Poecilia reticulata (guppy) is the source of this 1390-nucleotide messenger RNA. It is a transcript of the gene bpnt1, whose product is annotated as bisphosphate nucleotidase 1. Lineage: Eukaryota; Metazoa; Chordata; Actinopteri; Cyprinodontiformes; Poeciliidae. The record is from RefSeq and is a predicted model, not a curated record. Gene Ontology annotation, biological process: phosphatidylinositol phosphate biosynthetic process. Gene Ontology annotation, molecular function: 3'(2'),5'-bisphosphate nucleotidase activity.